AUGGAGGCAUAUGACGCAGCAGUCCUCUCCUACGCCCUGGCCACAGCUGCCCACAAAAUAAAACCUGGGCUCCUGGGGAUAGCCCCAAAUAUCCCCACGAGAAAUUUGGAGGACUCCCUGACCCCUCCUGCACGAGAGGGGGGACAAAACGAGACCAAAAACUAUUUGCACCAACUGUUAUACAAUGUAGAGCAGUUGGCUGUCAAUAAAAGCUACGUGCAAGUAGCGCAUCUACUGGAGAUUUGCAGUACUAAGGAAACACAGUGGGAACCACAGAUUUUGACACCAUUAGAAGCUUUGCAGUGCGAGGUUAAAAAGGUCUGCAAGUCGUAUCCGAAAUCCUUGAAUUCUUUGAAAAUUAGUUUUGAAGGUGAUGAUAAAAGUACUUCUGGAAUCUGCCUGGAAAACGAAAUAAUUUCGAAAUCCCUAAUCGAACUUCUAAAUAAAUUUGGCUUCACUAUUGGGGCAAGCUUAUUAAAAAAAUCUUUGAAAUAA
Brassicogethes aeneus is the source of this 495-nucleotide messenger RNA. The record is from the annotation of a GenBank genome assembly. NCBI's taxonomy places the organism in Eukaryota, Metazoa, Arthropoda, Insecta, Coleoptera, Nitidulidae.